This is a messenger RNA of Betta splendens (Siamese fighting fish), 5584 nucleotides long. RefSeq names its product HAUS augmin-like complex subunit 3. The record is from RefSeq and is a predicted model, not a curated record. NCBI's taxonomy places the organism in Eukaryota, Metazoa, Chordata, Actinopteri, Anabantiformes, Osphronemidae. Gene Ontology annotation, molecular function: DNA-directed DNA polymerase activity; DNA binding. The coding region runs from base 180 to 4586 and encodes 1468 amino acids. Gene Ontology annotation, cellular component: centrosome; HAUS complex; mitotic spindle. The transcript is spliced from 27 exons. Gene Ontology annotation, biological process: spindle assembly; centrosome cycle; double-strand break repair.
GAGGACGUUACGUUUUCCUUACGUACUUACGACGUUUCGCCAGUUUGGAUAUUUGGCGCGUUUGGCUAACUGCCUGCGCGAGAGGACGGUAAUAAGCAGAGUUCCUGAUUAAAAUUGUAAUUGAUGGUUCAGUUGGAGAUCCUCAAGUAGAGAAUAGCAGACUUUCUGACAGGGAAAAGAUGGAACAUUCUAGUAGGUUGUACUCAGGACCUCUGUCUCAGGCAGCCCAGAAGGUUCUGGUUGCUCUUCGGGCCCAGAGUUCACAUGGAGCCAAACGUAGCCGCAACCAUUAUAAUCCCAGUCAAAUAAUAAAAAGGUAUGGCAGAUCUGGAGAGCCUUGGACACAAAGCAGGAGGGUAAAUCAGGAGGAGAGGAGGGACAGAAGCACAGAUCGGUCCCAAGUGUCCUCCUCUUCCACCUAUCUCCUUGACCACUCCAACUACAGCCAAAGCUUUCAGACUUACUCACAGACACAAGACUGCUCCCUCUCAUCCUUUCCUUCCUCUUACUGGGGUUCCUCCUUCCAAAGGCAGACCUCAGCGACUGAAGGCUUUUAUCAGUGCUCACAGAUGUAUACUCACACAAAUGAUUGUGAGCCUUCUGCUUUCCAAACUAAACCAGCUCUGACAUUUUCUGAACAUGAGGUAUCUGAGAUGGCAGCAUCUUUCUCCCAUGGAGAUGGACAUACUCUGUCCAUCCCAAUACCACAGACAGUUCACGAUGGGGCAGCAUUUUGGAGUAUUCCUAGGCCAGCCAAAACAAUCAAGCCAUCUUUCAACUGUAGUUUUUUACCACACAAUGGAGAUCCCAAUGAGGUACUCAUUCCUACAAUAGAAAAACCUAAUAUCCAUAAAGAAGAGUCCACUUUGGCUUGUCAGACAUAUUCAUCCUGCCUCGAAGUAAGUCCUGACACCAAUAAUGGCACAUCAGCUGCACAGAAGGGCAAAGAGUGGUGGAAUAACCCAAUAAAUGAAGCAGAAUACAGUGGAGCUUUAGACAGUCAAUUAAAGCUGUCUCUGUCUGACCACAACCCCAGUGAGAGGGUAGAAAAUGGAGGCCUAAGUAACCAAACAAAGUCUAAAAUAUUCAGAAAGACACAUUUGAGUUCCUGUGACCUUCUACCAAGACUGGUUACAGGCGUUGAUGCUAAUCCAAUCAGGUCAGGAAGACCUCUAGAAGGGAGGAGUGUGACAGAGCUCAAAGUAAAUUCUGAAAGUGUGACAGGCCACAUGUCAUGCACUGAACGUGAGAUGGAGCCCCCAAAAAAUGGAACUGUGAAGGUGGAGAUGGACAGGAUGUUGCAUGCUGAGAAAAGACCAGCCAUUGAAAUGAAAGGACCUUUAUACCUGGGACUGACUGAGAACAAUAAUUUAAAGAGCAUCUCGUAUUUGGUAACCCCACGUAACAGGGAUAAAAACAGUGACUGUAUAAAUGGGGAAACAGAAAUAAAUGAAUGCAUUGUCAGUGCACGUGGAGCUGAACAUCCAUCAGGCAGUGACAAUAACGUAGCUUUAGCAGGACACAAUUCGAAGAUUUUACCAUCAGUAAUAAGUGGUGAACACAAGGAUCAAAUAGGAGCAUUGGUACAGUGUGAGCCGACCGCAGUUGACCUGCUUGACCCUAAUAACGCAGAGGACAGAGUUGAUGUGAGAGAGAUGAGGGCAAAGGCAGAUAUUGAUAUAGGCACUAAUGAUGUAAUGGAGGCAGAACAAUCACAAUGCUCUGCUGUGAAAGCAACAGAGAAACAAGAUGAUUAUAAAAAGGCCAGUGACUUGCAUGUAGGAAAGAAAGUACAGAGAGAGACUGGAAACAAUGGAGAUGAGCCAGUUAUUUUAGCUGAUAAUGAAAAUCAAAGUGCAACUACAGGGAGAGAAGAUUGUCUCACAUCCCGUGAGUGCAGAGCAAAAGGUUCAGGGAUCGAAGCACUUUGCCUCCGUACCACUUCAGGCCGGCUUGUCAAACAAACCGUGUGUGGUUUUGUCUGGAACACAGCACUGAAGACUGCUAAUGGAUACAUCAGAGAGGGGGAGCCCACGUGUGGAAGACAGAAUCCCUCUUCAGAGAAGGACACAAGCUCAGCCGAAAAUAAACUAAGUGGAAACCUGAAAAAUAAGUUCCCCGCUUCUCCAAAUACAUUACGUCACGCUGACGUGGUCCCCUUGUUUCCUCUGAAGAGAAAGCAUGAAGUGCUUCAAGACCAAAAUGUGAACAAUUUUCAGUGGGAACCUUUUCUUUCCUCACAAGAAAAUACAUGGAAGGGAGAAGUCCAUAAGUGGACCACAGCUGGAGCCAAAAUCUCCACCCCUGAACACCUAACACCUGCAUGUGAAUCAGAACUAGCAGUAGAGGUACGUACAAAUCCAUGUGUACCACAACAAACCCAACAAAGGACGAGUAAGACCAAUCACAGGUGCCUGAAACCUGCUACAAGUCCUUUUGAACUGACCCAAUGUUCUAUGGCCUGUGGAUCAUAUAAGCAAAACAAUUUUGAACCAGAGGAUGCCAACAAAUCACAGACAUACCAAAAAGAAACGACCACUGGUAAAACUCAGGCCCAGUUCACCGCAGGUUGCCUUGCUCCAGCUGUAAUAUCUGACCCUAGAAUAAGGAAUUCGGGGAAGUUGAACUCAGAUGAGAAGAUGCAAUUGCUUCAUGAGGUUUUGAAAGCCGAAGCACUGGUGUUAACCAUGAUGUACCAGGACGGAACUACUCAGUUAGAUCCAGAACAGAAAUCUACUCCAGUGUGUGGCCUCCUCGUACUGAUGAAGCAUGAUCUGGACAGCAGCACACUAGGCAGCUCUCGCAGAGCAAAAGACAGUGUGGUCUUCUUAAAACUAGAGCAAACGCCCAAAUGGGCCCAGCAAAAUGCACAUGACAGCCAGAAGCUCUUUACCAGAGAUGUGCUGCUACAGGUAUUUUCAAGAUCUCAACUGGUGAUAUGCUAUAAAGCCAAGGAUUUGCUUCGCACAGCGUUGCAAUUUUACAAGGAAGAGUUGAACUGGAAACAAGUGGCAGGCUGUCACAUCCAGGACCCACAGGUGUCAGGAUGGCUGCUGGAUCCUGCAGAUCCCUCGUCUUGCUACCAGGAUCUUCUCAAUAAACAUUGCAAAAGGACUUCAUUUAAAAUACCUGUCCUGGGUCCGAAGAAGGUCUUCUCAAGUCUCACUUCCCUCUACUGGCUUAACAAGGAGCUAUGCUCUAAAUUACAGAACCAGGGCCUGUGGGACCUUUACUCAGACAUGGAGCAGAAUAUGAUCCCUGUUUUAGCAGCAAUGGAGAGCCACUGCAUCCAUGUGGACAAAGAAACACUGAAGAGAACUUCAGAUCUACUGGGGACUAAGAUGAAGCAGUUGGAACAGGAGGCCCACCGAGCAGCCGGACAAAUAUUUCUAAUCACCAGCAACUCUCAACUGCGAACAGUUCUAUUUGACAAGCUUCGCCUCCACGAGCGCUGUGAGAACAAGAAACUUCCCAAGACCAGCAACAAACAGCAGCAGUCAACAUGUGAAGCCACAUUGUUGCAGCUUCAGCAUCUGCAUCCUCUGCCAAAGGUCAUCCUGGAGUACAGACAGGUUCACAAAAUCAAGUCCACCUUUGUUGAUGGUAUUCUGUCCUGCAUGAUGAGCAAGAGCUAUGUUUCUUCUUCAUGGUACCAGACAAGUGCUGUGACUGGCAGAAUCUCAUCCAAACAACCAAACUUUCAGGCCCUGCCCAAGCAGCCACUUCAAAUCACCAGGAAACAGAGCAUCCAAGGAAAGGAGGAGGAGGUGGUGACUGUUCAUCCUCGGGCUGUGUUUAUUCCUCAGGAAGGUUGGAGCUUUCUUGCUGCAGACUUCUGCCAGGUGGAGCUGCGUCUGUUGGCUCACCUCUCCUCUGACCCUGAACUGCUCCGCGUUUUUACCAACCUCCAGGCGGACGUCUUUACCAUGUUGGCCUCUCAGUGGAAAGGGAUAGGAGAGGGCGAGGUGACAUCUGAGGACCGGGACCAUGCCAAACGCAUCGUCUAUUCUGUUGUGUAUGGGGCAGGUUGUAAGCGUUUGUCUGGGAUCCUGGGGGUGAGUGCUGAACGGGCAACCCAAUUCCAGGACAGCUUCCUGCAGACCUACAAAGAAGUUGAGGCCUUUAUCCACAGAACCAUCCAGCUGUGUCACAAACAAGGUUACGUCCGAUCCAUCAUGGGUCGCCGGCGGACCCUUCCCAACAUCAACUCUCCAGACUGGGCCGUACGCAUGCAGGCAGAGAGGCAGGCAGUCAACUUCGUGGUACAAGGUUCAGCUGCUGACCUUUGUAAAAUGGCUAUGAUCAGAAUCUUCAACCUGGUCUCCUCCUCCAGUGCACUCUCUGCCAGAUUGGUAGCACAGCUUCAUGAUGAGCUUCUGUAUGAAGUGGAGGACUCACAGGUGGAAGUCUUUGCAGCCUUGGUGAAGAGUACCAUGGAGUCCAUGCAGCAUAUUGAUCGAUUUGGUGUCCAUCUCAAGGUGAAAGACUGGAACCUCUGUUUAAAUUCAUUCAGAAGUACAGUAGUUUGUCUGUCACAAGGUGAAAUGCAGUGGGUAUCACACAGGACAGUAGAUUUAGGGGUUUAAGCUUUUCAUCCUAUGUGUAAUAUUCCCCCACAUAGAGCUAAUAUUGUUUGGAAGCACCAUUGGUUUUGUGGGCAUUCUUGUAUUGACCUACUGACAUCCUCAGUUAUCCUAUGCAUGUGUGUUUUCCAGGUCCCCCUGAAAGUAGCAGUUUCUAGUGGCAAGUCUUGGGCAUCUAUGUCUGAGCUUAACAUCCCUUCAACGUGUCCUAUUUCUUGUCUUUAAGUCCUUCUUACUCCUUUCAAAGCCGCUCUUGCCACUUCCACCACCAGCCCACCCCUGUGUCUGCUUUUGUUUUAUCAUCAAUAGUAGUAUUCAUCGCUCUCCAUCUGGGUGUGUUCUCAUCUUUCUGCCUUCUUCAGUUUCUUACACUCUUUCCCUCUGUCUUCCCUGGUCCGGCAUCCACAUCACUAUGGAAACCACGCAGCUGCAGCUGCGUCCAUCUCUCUGUUCUUGCUUUUACUUCAUCCGUAUCCGGGGGCAACGGCUGGAUCCACAGACUGGAUUGCACCAUUUUUUCCCCUCCUCAUUUAGAAAAAAUAUGAUUCUAUGUCUUCCACCUCGCUUUUACAUUCCCUUAACACUGAUUUUUUUUGUGUGUUUAAAAAAGCAGUUUCUAUGAAUUGGUUCAUGAAGUAGUUUAUUACAGUUUUGUAAUGAUUUAAAGGCUGAGCUAUUUUUUAAGUGGUUUAUUCCAUCUGGAUAAACCUUUAUUUAGUUUGGGUGCUUAAAAAUACAAGACAAGAUGAUGCAUUUUAAAGUUUGUGUGUUAACAGUAUUCAAUAGUGUUUAAGUUCCUCAAGUUAAUUUCCAUGUUAAAUUUUAAAGCAUUUGUAGAAUUGGUGCCUACCUACAGUAUGCACCUGUAUUUUUGUAUUGUAUUAUUAUUGUUGUUGAUUUAAGAGGGACUUUGUGUAAAGAUAGACAUUUCAUUAUUUUAUUGGGAUAACGCCAUAAUAUGUCAGCUCUUCGCUAAAUAAACUCCACUUUUGUGUUUGUUA